Drosophila ananassae is the source of this 1598-nucleotide messenger RNA. Its product is annotated as C-type lectin 37Db. The transcript has a single exon. The record is from RefSeq and is a predicted model, not a curated record. NCBI's taxonomy places the organism in Eukaryota, Metazoa, Arthropoda, Insecta, Diptera, Drosophilidae. Gene Ontology annotation, molecular function: signaling receptor activity. Bases 1 to 531 code for a protein of 176 amino acids.
AUGUUCGCAUCGCCAAUGAGCUUAACCUGGGCAUUAUUCGUCCUAGUCCUUGCCGCAUCUUCGGCGGAACACUCGGACACUAUCGAAUCCACUUUAGACUCCAUCAUCCAGAGUGUGAAAGAUUUGCGAAAGGAUUUUGAGAUGAACAAAAUGGGAUUCAAGGAGAUCGGUAAGGGAUUCUACUACAUCGAGGAGAACGAAAAGCAGUCGUGGUACACAGCCCUAUCCACUUGUCGUCGCAUGGGAGCUCAUCUGGCGACCUUUAAGUCCGAGGAGGAACUCAGAGCCGUGGAUGCCGAACUCAACAUCCGCAACAAGGGCUAUUGGAUUGACGCCAAUGACUUGGAUAGAGAGGGACAGUUCAUGUCCUGGACAACCGGCAGUCUUUCACCAUAUCUGAAAUGGAAGAGGGGUGAACCCAAUAACUUGUACAACAAGGAGCACUGUGUCGACCUCUGGGAUGGUCUGAUGAAUGAUGACGACUGUAGCGAUAAGCGCUAUUUCAUUUGCCAGACCGGAGAUGGAAUUUAAAAUGUAAAAGUUUUAAUUAAAUAUUUAAUAAAUGUUCAUUAAAAAGAGGGAAAUCUUAAAAUACGUUUUGAAAUGCUGGGUGACAGGAGUGGAAGAUUUUAAGUUGUACUUAUAAUAUAACAUCCAAAACCAAUCUCAAUGAAAUCCAGGUUUUGCAAGCAAAAACCCUUAGAAGGAUCUCUGGAGCUCCGUGGUUUAUCCGAACAACGUGCCCAAAAUCGGAGACAAGCUGCAAAAACUUUCUCAAAAAUACAUGCAACGUCUAUGAUAAAUGAACAUGAUGAUGAAUAUGGGCUAUUCCCUAAAGAUAGGAGUCCCUAUAUUCAUUGGAAAUCUAAAGGAAUAUACAUUAUUUAUUCACUGGAACACAAUCUCUUCUUGAUAAGCCAUAAUAAUCAUACAUCAACAGAGCAAAUCUCUAGUAGUAAAAAAGCCUGUCACCGUCAGAGUAAGUUAGUUCAGUUUUUAAAUUGAAAAUGUUCGCAUCGCCAAUGAGCUUAACCUGGGCAUUAUUCGUCCUAGUUCUUGCCGCAUCUUCGGCGGAACACUCGGACACUGACCCAUACAUGUUAGACUCCAUCAUCCAGAAUCUGAAAUAUUUGCUCAAGGAUGUGGAGGUGAACAAAACGGGAUUCAAGGAGAUCGGUAAGGGAUUUUACUUCAUCGAGGAGAACCAAAAGCAGUCGUGGCACACAGCCCUAUCCAUUUGUCGGCGCAUGGGAGCUCAUCUGGCGACCUUUCAGUCCGAGGGGGAACUCAACGCCGUGGAUGCCGAACUUAACAUCCGCAACAACGGCUAUUGGAUUGACGCCAAUGACUUGGGCAGAGAGGGACAUUUCGUGUGCUGGACAACGGGCAGUCCCGCACCAUAUUUGAAAUGGAAGAGGGGCGAACCGAAUAACUUGUGCAACAAGGAGCACUGCGUCGAACUCUGGGAUGGUCUGAUGAACGAUGAAGACUGCACCGAUGAGCGCUAUUUCAUUUGCCAGACCGGAGAUGGAAUUUAAAAUGUAAAGGUUUUAAUUACAUAUUUAGUAAAUGUUCAUUAAAGAGAGGAAAUCUUAAAA